AUGCGAGGUGAUACACUACAUGAGACUGAAGAUGUGAAAGAAGCCAUAAGAAGGCUUCCUGAGCAUCUUUAUAAUGACGGAAUGUUUCGAAUUAAGAGAGCCCUGGACCUGAGCAUGCAGCAUCAGAUCUUGCCUAAGGAGCAGUGGACAAAAUAUGAGGAGGACAAAUUCUACCUUAAAUCCUAUCUGAAAGAAGUUAUUCGGGAAAGAAAAGAGAAAGAAGACGGGCAAAGAAGUGAUCUUGUAGUUGAGAUCUGUGGAUGUGCCUGGUCUCAAUUUGUGGUUAUUUAUGAGUGUGAAUGUGAAUCACCCCAAACCAGCAACGCUAGCUGGACGCCCCUGUUUGCUUCUGGGUGGUAUUGGCCCGUGAGACACUCGGCUCAGAAGCUGUUUGACACCGAGAAGAACCGUGACCCAGUGCCCUACUGUUAG
Messenger RNA from Microtus oregoni (creeping vole), 432 nucleotides. RefSeq names its product cytochrome b-c1 complex subunit 7-like. NCBI's taxonomy places the organism in Eukaryota, Metazoa, Chordata, Mammalia, Rodentia, Cricetidae. The record is from RefSeq and is a predicted model, not a curated record. The transcript is spliced from 3 exons. The coding region runs from base 1 to 432 and encodes 143 amino acids. Gene Ontology annotation, biological process: mitochondrial electron transport, ubiquinol to cytochrome c.